AUGUUACCUAUGAAGGGAGCCCGAGACUGGCGGAUGUGUUGCAGCAUCAGUUGUAUAUGUAUGGUCAUGCUAGGGUCCGCCUCCCUCCCUCUCCUCGUCCUCGAUCCUUUAACGCAGCGGCUGACACGAGGAGCCUGUGAUGAACGGGCUCUUGGAGAGGAGGUUCACGUUGCAGGAUGCGGUGAACUCAGUGAAGGUCAAGGAGACGUCGUGGCACCGUUCCUCUCUAAUGUGGAGAGAUUCCCGUUCUUUGAGGUCAUUUACGCGAUCAUGUCGUUCAUCCCCGUGUCAGCAUACUGGCAGGGUAUCGUCGGUGGAUGGCUAUACGGCACCAUCACGGUCCCCGUUCAGAAUUUCAGGUUCCGCAGAAAGAUGGAGCGGCCCAUCGAGCCGUGCUUGCUGUGGCAGGCCUACCCGCCGACGGUGCUGAGGGACAUGGCCUACGGCUGCUCCAGGUGCGUCAUAUACAGCGCCCUCGCGAGGCACCUCACGACGGACUCCACAAGCGUGGUCGUCACGGCGUUCCUCUUCGGCGUCGCGACCUGGCUGGCCUGCGUCUUCUCCUCGCCGCUCAACGAGUGGCGCGGCUACUGGGUGCAGCCGCCCAACGCCAAAGUACCCUUGGGUCAGUUUUUCAAGCAGGAGAGCGAUACGUUCGCUCGACUCUGA
Messenger RNA from Prorocentrum cordatum, 669 nucleotides. NCBI's taxonomy places the organism in Eukaryota, Dinophyceae, Prorocentrales, Prorocentraceae. The record is from the annotation of a GenBank genome assembly.